AUCCUAUUUUCUCUCUCCUCGCUCUUCAAAACAAAAGGAAGAGAGAGAAAGAGAGUCAUCAGCUCCGCGUCGGCGUUUGCCUCUCUGUCAUUCCAUUUUUUAUUUUCCGUUUCUUCCCCUUUUCUUCACUUUCAAUCCAAAUCCAAACGCUAAAAAACCCCCCCCAUCAAUUCCCAGACCCCAACACCAACUACAGGCUUAUGCCCCUCCUCUUGGCUACCUAUUAUUACAUCCGGAUAACAGAAGUACUGAGGGUAAUCAAUAUUGAAGGAAGAAAGUGAGAAUGCGCAAGUGGUUUUGUUGUCUUUUUCAAGUUGAAGAUCCUAAUGAAACAAAUGAAAAUGAGCAAUUGAAAAGCCCCAGUAAUUUUGGAGAUGGUCGCCCAAAGGCCUCAAAAGCGCCAGCUCCUGUUGUAGAUGGAACAGAAAAGGCAGCACCAACAAUUGAAGUGCCUGCACUCUCCCCGGAUGAACUGAAAGAAAAAACUGAUAAUUUUGGGUCCAAAGCAUUGAUUGGAGAAGGUUCUUAUGGUAGAGUUUACUAUGCGACCUUGACUAAUGGGAAAAAUGUGGCUGUAAAAAAGCUCGAUGUUUCGUCUGAGCCUGACAGUAACGUUGAGUUUUUGACUCAGGUUUCUACAGUAUCAAGAUUGAAACAUGAAAAUCUCGUGGAAUUGCUUGGAUAUUGUGUCGAAGGAAAUCUUCGUGUAUUGGCAUAUGAAUAUGCAACCAUGGGAUCUUUGCAUGAUGUGUUACAUGGAAGGAAGGGAGUACAAGGAGCACAACCUGGUCCAGUGCUCGACUGGGUGCAGCGAGUGAGAAUUGCAGUUGAUGCGGCCAAAGGGCUAGAAUAUUUGCAUGAGAAGGUCCAACCGGCUAUUAUACACCGGGAUAUCAGGUCCAGCAAUGUGCUUCUUUUCGAGGAUUUUAAAGCUAAGGUAGCUGAUUUUAACCUCUCCAAUCAAGCCCCUGAUAUGGCAGCUCGUCUUCAUUCAACUCGAGUUUUGGGAACUUUUGGAUACCAUGCUCCUGAAUAUGCAAUGACUGGACAGCUAACACAAAAGAGCGAUGUAUACAGCUUUGGCGUAGUUCUACUUGAGCUUUUGACUGGUAGGAAACCUGUUGAUCACACGAUGCCCCGCGGACAACAAAGUUUAGUCACCUGGGCUACUCCGAGGCUAAGCGAGGACAAAGUGAAGCAAUGUGUAGAUCCAAGACUAAAGGGAGAAUACCCUCCUAAAGGAGUUGCAAAGUUAGCAGCUGUAGCUGCAUUGUGUGUGCAGUAUGAAUCCGAAUUUCGACCAAAUAUGAGCAUCGUCGUGAAAGCCCUCCAGCCACUUUUGAAACCCCCCGCACCUACCGGUCCACCUGCCCCAGAGUCUUGAUGGAAAUGCACAUGGUUGGUUUCGUCUCGAAGUUUGAAUUCUUGCGAAUGCUUCAAAUAGUUUCUCUCUUAUAUGCAGUGAAAUUUGACUGGAUAACUUCAUGCAUACCCCUUGUAUUUCAUUGUGUAAAUGGCGAGUUCGGAUGUCGAGAAUUGUGGUACCGGGUUUCGAGCCUCGGGAGGUCUUAAGAAGAGUGAUGAUUGCUGGAUGUGUGAAGUAUCUGUUUCUGAAUAAUAAUAGAAUUCCCUCCAUUUACACUUUCUUCUGUCUUCUCAAAACUGCAGAGUGCAGAUUCACACGAGGCUUAUAAGGUCUUUUCUUUUCUCUUGUUAUAUUUUGUUCUUCAACUCUGAUCUAAACAGAAACUUGCUUUAUGGAUUUCGCUUUAUAUAGAAAUGAGCUUGAGUCCUAUGGAGAUUGAAUUGAA
Messenger RNA from Cucurbita pepo subsp. pepo (vegetable marrow), 1811 nucleotides. The record is from RefSeq and is a predicted model, not a curated record. NCBI's taxonomy places the organism in Eukaryota, Viridiplantae, Streptophyta, Magnoliopsida, Cucurbitales, Cucurbitaceae.